AUGGCGUCGUCGUUGCAGCUGGAUCUCAGCAGCGAGGAGGUUUUGGCGCUCGUCGAGGCGGGCGUCAUUUCAGGCCAAACAAUCCACGACGCCUAUCGUGCAGAAGCAGCAUCGGCCGGAUGGCCUCGCAGCGACUUGCCUGAGAUUGACGUCUUGGAGUCUUUGGUGGCGAAGGGCGUCCUGACGAACGAGGGCGUCCUUGACUGGAUGCAGUCGGGCGUGGUGACGGCGCAGACAGGACCCGCUGGCGGGCGUUCGUCGAAGCCUCGCCGCCGCCCGACUGAUCCGAAGGACAAGGCGCCUUGGUACAUGCGCGGCUUGAAUGCCCCCAUCUUCGUGAAGACAGACCUCCAGCCGGAGCUGGCGUUGCUUUCGCGCCAGGGCAACUGCGUCGCGCACGGCAUCGGCCACGUGAUCGGCAAGGCGCUGGAUGCCGUAGCAUAUGCGAAGAUCUUCCCUGCCGCCGCUUCGCGUGGCCGCAAAUACGUGGACGUCGCCGCUGCGCUGGGCGUUGGUUUGCAGGAGGCGCCUGGGCGGGCUUGCGUCGUCGGCGCGUCGGAGAGCGGGCAGGACACGAUGGCGGCCGAGAUAUCUGAGGGAGCUCCUCGAGACGCCGCCAUGGUCGCGGCCUUGGCGAAGCGGGUGCGCAUCGCGGGGGCCGCCACUUCCCGGGAGACGUUCAAGUCGAUGUGGUCCGACGUGACGGAGAAGUCCUCGAAGCUCGCGAACUCGUCGGCCGCCGACCCGCCUCAGUUUCACGGAGUGGUGGCUGCUACGGAGAGGCUUGCCGAUAUCGUUAACAAAAACCACGAGGAGUGGAACGACGAUGUCAAAAGGCUUGGGAUGGCAGCUCUAAUGCUGUAUCGGAGCAGGCAAUCUGAUGUCAGCCUCCUUCAGCACGGUCAGCUUCUCUGGGUGCUUCUGGGCGGGCGCGAGCUGCGGGCGCACUCAGAUCGUGCUUAUUUUUACGAUCAUUCCCUUGGACAUUUCGAGGGCUUCGACGGUCUCAUGCCGCCGACCGUGCUAGCUGCCGCUGGCAAUGCCAUGCUUACCUUGGAAGGGUUGUUCAGGUCCUUCAAGGCGCCUGUCGCGCGCAAGGACGCGGACGUACUGAAUGCGAUCGAUUCGUCCAUCAAGGAGGCCUUGGCGCAGAACAACAACGACUUGCCGAGUGCAAUGUUGACUUUCCAUGACAACUGCAUGUUCAACAAAGGCAAUAACUUGUUGAAAGCAGGGAGCGCCGCGCCUGGCAGGCAGAGCGAACCGGGCGGCGACGGCGAGGAUGCAGAGGGCGCCCUUGCAGCCCCUGCACCGGACACGAGCAAUUCGGCUGACAGCUGGUUCGUGCUAGCGGCUCAGACCAUAUCCAAAGUGCCAACUAAGCUUCAGUAUGAGUUGUUGGGAAACAAGUUGGUUCCUUAUUGCAUUGAGUGGUGUUCAACUGACAUGCAGCGGGUUCCAGGAUGCGCGUGCGCUGACUGCUGCGUGUUGUACGAUCGCAGCGCUUUCGAGAACGUUUGCUUGUUGUCGUCUCGUUCACCAGAGAACAACAUAUAUCUCGGCAUCCCGACACCUCUGCUGGACCCGGUGCUUGACGCCGCCAUGGAGCGCGUUCAGCGCGUGUAUGAGCAAACUUUUUGGUCUAUACCCGAAUCGUUCGUCUUCGGCCAGGCAGCGCAGGCAUUGGCCAAGCGCGGUCAAAACAUCGAUCAAAUAACUGUGUAUUGGGGGCCGGGCGGCGUCGGCCUAUCCCUCUACACUUCGCACUUGCACGCGAUGCACGGCGAUAAGAACCACAAGUUCUUUGAUCCGAAUAUAUUUUUCCAGGACGAGGAGAUGCGGAAGGUGGUGGAACUCUUGGUCGGCGGCUGCAUCUUCACCGGCCAGGAGCGGCCCCCGGGGCAGAGGAGUAGCAUGCGCCAGGACUUACUCAAGAAGUUCGCCACGGCCGACACCAUCGCGGGGAGACUGCCGUACUCCAUCUUGACGAAGAUGUACAGGAUCAUCGGGUGGAAGCGCAUGGAGGUAAACCAGUUCUUCACUUUCGACAACGUCAACGAGCACAACCUGGAGUCUAUCGUGCGCCGCAUCGCCAUCAUCAAGAUACAGUCGCGGUUCUUUGACAAGCUCUACGUUGAUAAGAUUAUUCUCACCGACCCGAGCAGAUACGGCAUCUUCGCGCGCGAUCCCGACGCCGAGGACUUCAUGAUUAGCGGGGCCGCAGUUGCGGCAGGCCAUAAGAUUCAGUACGCGUUCGAGGUGGAGAACGGGCCCGAGGCGUGCAGAGACAUUUUGGUGAACUACACGAAGUGCGGCGGUGACCAUGGAGUAACCGAGAAAUACGUCAGGAUCGCUUGUCAUAUCAAGGCGGCCAACGCUGCGGAAUCAGCGGCGAGCGCUGUCGCCGAGGGCUUGGUUGACCCGCCGUCCCAGGACGGCCAUUUGCCGAGUUCGCCGAUAGUCCUUCUCAGCAACCAUUUGGUGAAGGAGCUGCAGCGGAAAGGAUUGAACUACUUGACUUACAGCGUGUUCCGAGCGUCUGCAACACCUCCCGGCGCUAGGCUGAAGGGUAACAAAGAAGAACAAUGGGAGUCGUUGAAAGGCAGCGACUUGUGGAUCGACGUCGGUUCCAAGGGCAAGGCGGAAGAUCGUCUGAUUCCGCGCGUCAAGACUCAGAGAGACGCUUCGAUUCUUUGUUCACGGCGGCCGCCAUGCUGCGAUGCGAUAUACCCGGAGCAUUGCGACGCAUCGGCGCUGGAGGCGGCGCGGUGUACAUCCAGAUUGGCCAACGAGAAGACUUUGGCAGGCGCGUUUAACGCGCUCGCAUCGGCGAUUGCUCCUGCGCGGGGGCGGCCAGCGAAGGGCGUCCUCGAGAGGAUCGAGAGUUUGGAUGAGAGGGCGCAGAAGAUUUUGUCAAUGACAGAGACGCCGCAGCGGCUGCUUGACCGGAGUAAGAGGUCGGCCGACCUCGAGGUUAAGAGAAGGAAGUUGGCCUCGAAGCAGCCGAGCGUUGAGAAGUCUCCAACCCGCCAUACUGGAAGGAAAGAAACAGUCCCGCUUGACAGCUUCAAGAGCUACAGGCGCGCAGUGGAGUGGCCGUCUCGGCAGUACGUCAACGAGGAGCUCUCGGCGCAGGCCAUGGACCAACGAUUACAGCACAUCAUUGAAAAGUUGGGGAUCAUUGACGCUCAGCUGUUCGCGGACGAGAUUGCUGCGCUACAGCGCGUUCGCGCAGAUCGAGAGGGCGUCUGCAGGUUGGACGAAGAAGCUUGGGCGAGCUUUCCUCUGGCUCCUGAUAGGGACGUCUUCAAAAUGUUGCCGUUCAAGGGCAAGCAAGUCUUGAUCAAGCUGAUAUGCGGCGGCGCUUUGCCGAAGGAAUUGUCCGAGAACGAGUUGGCCAAGAUGCUGGUGAGAACAGCGCGUUUCCUGCGUUGGCUAGCCGUGGGGCUGUACCCGGAGCAGUUCAAGCUCCUAGAGUCCGCGCAGGACAAGUGGUCAGAGGCAUCGCUGGCCAGCUACAUGUGGCAAGGCGUUGAGGAUUAUUGUUUGGAGCAGUGGGUCGACUUUGUCAUGGAAGAGAAGGUCAGUCACGUAUCUUUGCAUUUCGACGGCCUGCGCGUCGACAAGGGGCGCGUCCUUUUGAGCCAGGCGGGCGGCGAUGCGCGGGCCACGGCAGUUUCGGACGCAGAGAAGGUCAAAUCCUUUUGCAAGAAAUCUGAGGAACGGAUUCUUGCCACUACGGGUUAUUCCGUAAGCAUCAGGAACAAGGAGAGAUAUUAUUUUAUUGAUCUUCUCCGUGCGAGCGCAUUUGACGUUGAGCCUGCAGAUGCGCCGAGCGACGUCGAGGCGCUGUUCUCUGCCGGCAAUGGCAUCUUCUGCGCAAUGGCUGCGCUCGCGGGCAACUGGUCGGAUAUGUCGACGAAGGCCGCUGCCGCCGCAACGCCUCCCAGCGCAGCGGCGGCCUCGGCGGCCUCGUCGCCGCUGUUCUGGGCGCCGCCUCGGCGCUCGUAUCGGACAUGUGCGAGAGCGGCCAAUGUGAAGCUGUUGCCCGUGGAAGUGCCACAGGAAAGUUGUCCUGGGCUAUUCUUAGUGCACUGCGAGCCAGACGUUGCGCCGCUUUGCGUCGGCAUCGACGUGAAACAGCGUGGGCCGCACAAGUGCUACGUCGGCAGGGAGCGCUGGAGUCUGCCGGCCGGGGCGCUGGACGAGGCGGUGUUGGCGGCUCUCGAUCGGUGUAUGGUAGUGGCAUUUCAGAUGAAGCCCGCCGAUCGAGAUGGCGAAGAUCAUCGAGAUAGUUCGUUGGAUGGCGCAUUGGAUUUAUUUGCGGGCGCCGGCAUCGAGGACAAUGUCGCCGCCCUCGGUUGUUCAAUUCGCGGCAUCGUGCCUUUUGACCGGCGACGUCUGACGUGGCGCGGCAACUGCAUCCCGUUCGGCAUUGCGGCGCUCACUGGCGAUUGGGAUGGCGCCAUCGCAGCUGCGACUGUGGAUUCGGACGAGAGCGCAGCAGCUAUGGCGAGCGGCCUUCGUCGAUAUAGUGACUGCGCCAAUCUCUUUGGCGUUUCAUUGCGGCCAGUGCCGACGACGGCGUUGCAGGCAGAGAACAUUGCGCAGCUGUCGAAGUAUUCGAGCACGGCGGCAGCAUCUUACACUCAGAAGGGUUAUCUUGGGACGUACCUCGAGGUUUGUCUCGACGCUUGCUUGCGGAUUAUCCUCGACUUCGGCGUCGAGGCGGCGUUCGCUCUCGGCGGCGGGCAUUCGUCGACCCUUGGCGAUGACGUCGCUGCACGCGACGCCAUGGACAUGGUGGCCGGAGCCGGCGUCGAGGAGGAGGGGGCCGUUGACGUCGCGAACGCCGACGACGAGCACGCCGAGGAAUUGGAUGACGAUUCAUGCGUGCGCGUGCAUGCGAAUCUCUUGCAGCUUCUACGCGACGAGGUUACUGACUUCGAGAUGAUCGUGAAGUCGCUCUCUCGCACAGGCGCCACGAAGGACGGGAAUGGGAGCCAUCAACCGAAGAACUUGCUGCAGCGCAGUGCCGAUCUCAUGCGGCGGUCGGUGAGCCCGCCGUUGCGGUGUCUUGGUGUUGACAAGCAGAUUCGGCUGCUCCUUGACCACGACGGGCCCCGGUUUGUCAACUUCGAGGAGUUCGCCGAGCUCGUCUUCCGCGAAUCCAUCUUGCACGAAGGUCGAGUGCGCCCGAUGAGGGCGAGGAUUGUGACGCGCUUUAAGGAAGCCGGCAGUUGCGUCACGCACCUUCUACCAGGAAAGGUCGUUCAGUGGUUGUCGUUGAUGGAGGACGUAUUCUCGUCUCCGUUCGUAGAGGAAUUGCGAACCAAUCUCAUGGGCGAGUUGGUUGAUAAUACAGAGUUUGAGCACGUUUCGUUGGAUGCAACUCUGCGCACUGCCAUGCGCGUGAAAGGCCAGGCGAACUACAGGGAACCGGCAGAGAUUCGAGCGGCGGCGCCGUUUCCAGACGGCGUUGCCAAGAGGCGCAUUUUGACUGCCAAAGGUCGCACGUCAGCCGCCAUUGGCAUGUGGCCCGUGGCCAGCGAAGCGGCAUCCGUCGUGAAGGCGGCUCUUCGAAAUCACUUGCCCGAGCGAGCUCUCCAGCAGUGCGUCUCAGUGGCAUCAGAUGAUCCGUCGGCGACAUUGUUUGCAGAGCUCAAGCAAAUCAUGCCUCAGCUCAAGUUUUUGUGCCUAGAUCCUGUUCAUCUCGCAAUUGUGUAUAAUCAGGCGCACUGGCGGGAACAUUCUCCGGGCCAGGCAGUUUUGCGAAUCAUUUUGAAUAAAUUCAAUAAAGUGAGCUCAGAUUUAAAUGGCGCCGCGUGGGGCGCCCCUUACACGGGCCACCAGGCGAGCUCGCUGUCUGCCGCCGAGGGCCGCGCGCAGUCGUUGAUAGCCGGCGGCGGCAUGCAGAAGCGCCGAGCGCACAAGAUCAUUGCAGAUCUCGACGCCAAUGAGCCAUUCGUGAGAAAACUUGAGUUCAUCGAGGCAUUGGCGGCAUUGACGUCCGUCUACUGGGAAGAAGUGGACAGGCGCACCCCCGCCGCGCCAAGCAAGAAGCUGGCUGAUGUAAUAGCGAAUGCCGCGCAGCACAGUCGAUGCGAGUAUCUUUUUAAUAAUUUGCGCAUGCGGCACUCGCUGCCGGCUCGCGCGCUGCCAUUGCUCGGUUCGGGCACGAGCCCAAACGAAGCGCUGCGUAGCGAGAUCAACAGGUGGUUUAAUAACCAGCCGGAGUUGUACGCGCAGACUUUAGAGCUCCAGCUCGGCGUCAACAUAAUCGGCAAGCAAAUGAUGCAUAAUUCAGCUAUGUACGCCCCCACUCUGCGCCAGCUGUCUUCACAAACUGUCGCAGCUAGCGUGGUCUGCUCGUUUGCGAUAUCCGCCGCCGAGUGGGCAAAUCAUUGCGCUUCUCAGGCGCGGGAGCAGAGGGCGCUGCGGAAAGCGCAGCUUCCGCUGGCGCUGCAGCGCAAAGCCGCUGAGCCCCUGGCGAACAAGUGGAAGGUGGAUCACAAGCGCAUGGUUGUUGCGCGCAAGCCAGCAGGGCAACAACAAUUCAUUCGCACCCUGAAGCGGCCGGGCGCAGCCAAGCAGCGCAAGCGCACGCCCUUCUCUCUUGUUCGGAAGCGCAGCUAA
This is a messenger RNA of Prorocentrum cordatum, 6636 nucleotides long. The record is from the annotation of a GenBank genome assembly. NCBI's taxonomy places the organism in Eukaryota, Dinophyceae, Prorocentrales, Prorocentraceae.